Molecule: messenger RNA, 960 nt
Organism: Opisthocomus hoazin
Lineage: Eukaryota; Metazoa; Chordata; Aves; Opisthocomiformes; Opisthocomidae
Source: RefSeq, a predicted model, not a curated record
AUGUCCAACAGCAGCUCCAUCACUGAGUUCCUCCUCAUGGCAUUCAUGAACACACUAGAGCUGCAGCUCUUGACCUUCUGGCUCUUCCUGAUUGUCUACCUGGUUGCCCUCCUCAGCAAUGGCCUUAUUAUCACCGCCAUAGCCUGUGACCACCACCUCCACACCCCCAUGUACUUCUUCCUCCUCAACCUCUCCCUCCUUGACCUGGGCUCCAUCUCCACCAUUGUCCCCAAAUCCAUGGCCAAUUCCCUGUGGGACACCAAGGCCAUCUCCUACUCAGGAUGUGCUGCCCAGGUCUUUUUUUUUGUCUGCUGUGCUACAACAGAGUUUUAUCUUCUUACUGUCAUGUCCUAUGACCGCUAUGCUGCCAUCUGCAAACCCCUGCACUAUGGGAUGCUCAUAGGUAGCAGAGCUUGUGUCCACAUGGCAGCAGCUGCCUGGGGAAGUGGUCUCCUCUAUGCUCUGCUGCACACUGCCAAUACAUUUUCAAUACCGCUGUGCCAAGGCAAUGCCAUGGACCGGUUCUUCUGUGAAAUCCCCCAGAUCCUCAAGCUCUCCUGCUCAGACACAUACCUCAGGGAAGCUGGGCUUCUCACAGUUAGUGCCAUUUUUGGUUUGGGGUGUUUUGUUUUCAUUGUGCUGUCCUAUGUGCAGAUCUUCAAGGCUGUGCUGAGGAUUCCCUCUGAGCAGGGACGGCACAAAGCCUUUUCCAUGUGCCUCCCUCACCUGGCUGUGGUCUCCCUGUCUAUCAGCACUGGCAUGUUCAGCUACCUGAAGCCUCCCUCCAUCGUCUUCCCAUCCCUGGAUCUGUCAGUGGCAGUUCUGUACUCUGUGGUGCCUCCAGCAGUGAACCCCCUCAUCUACAGCAUCAGGAACAAGGAGCUCAAAGAUGCCAUAAAGAAAGUGACUCGAUGGACAUUUUUCAACACUGAAAAAAUUACUAACUGUCUCCAUAAAUGA